Molecule: messenger RNA, 582 nt
Organism: Closterium sp. Naga37s-1
Lineage: Eukaryota; Viridiplantae; Streptophyta; Zygnematophyceae; Desmidiales; Closteriaceae
Source: the annotation of a GenBank genome assembly
AUGCCACACCCUCAGUUUCACGCCUCCCCAUUCCCGAACUCCCCUUGUCCGUCGGUCCCUUGGCGUCUUGCCCUUCCCUGCAGGCAGCAAAGGCGCGACGGUAGCAAGCGGCUCGCUCUCACUGUCUCUCCGCCACCAAUCCUCCUCUCCCCCACCCCCGCCGUCCCUCCUUUCCCCCGUUACCAUUCAAACCUUCCCCCCGUCCCCGUCCCUCCUUCCAUCAGUGUCCUCCCACCAUUCACCCCUCUCCCGGCCAUCCCUUUCCCCCCUCUCCUGUCCCUCCCCAUUCCCCUCAUCCGACCCUUCCCUUUCCACUAUGACCCCACGGUGGCAGGCGUGACGACAUCCAACCCUCUGCUCCACCGCUCCCAACUCCACUGCUUCCCUUCACCCACCCCGCUGCUUCCCUUCACCCACCCAACUACUUCCCUUCACCCACCCCAUCACUUUGUGUCGUCGCGCACCCCACUGUUUCUGCCAACCCUCCAUUCAAUUUCCCCAUCGAACAUUUUUCACUUCUUCGGCUGGUGUCCUUCCCUAUCCCCCUCCCCCCCUGCUAUCGGUGGACAGCUGCAUCAAUAA